Molecule: messenger RNA, 8015 nt
Organism: Gadus chalcogrammus (walleye pollock)
Lineage: Eukaryota; Metazoa; Chordata; Actinopteri; Gadiformes; Gadidae
Product: bromodomain-containing protein 4-like
Exons: 20
Coding region: 6-4352 (1448 amino acids)
Biological process (GO): positive regulation of transcription elongation by RNA polymerase II; chromatin remodeling
Cellular component (GO): nucleus; chromatin
Source: RefSeq, a predicted model, not a curated record
UCACCAUGGGAGAUGGACUGGAGGCGGGCAGGAGCCAGACUCCUCCCACAGCGCCGCCUCCUCUCUCCUGCAACCCCCCUGCUCCCGAAACAUGGAACCCCUCCCGACCCAGGCGGCAGACCAAUCAGCUACAGUACCUGUUGAAAGGGGUGUUGAAGGCUUUAUGGAAACACCACUUCGCAUGGCCCUUCCAAGCUCCCGUAGACGCCAUCAAACUCAACCUGCCUGACUACUAUAAGAUCAUCAAGACCCCCAUGGAUAUGGGCACUAUCAAGAAACGUUUGGAAAAUAGCUACUACUGGAACGCCCUUGAGUGCAUACACGACUUCAAUACCAUGUUCACCAACUGCUACAUUUACAAUAAGCCUGGCGACGAUAUUGUGUUGAUGGCGGAGUCUCUGGAGAAGGCGUUCCUCAAUAAGAUCUCUGAGAUGCCCCAGGAGGAGACGGAGAUUGCCGUGGUUUCCAAAGGACGGCGCGGCAGUAGCCGGCGGGAGCCAGGUUUGACCAGACCAGACUCAGGGCAGGACUCCUCAUCCCCCUCCACCACUCCACACACACGAGACUACUCCUCCUCUUCCUCCACGCCCCACACCCGCGCCCCCCCUUUGACCCCCACUCCCCAGGGCCCUCCCAACCUCCCCCUGGCCCUCCCGUCCCACGGCCUGGCGCAGCCCCCUCGGGUGCCCCCUACCCCGCCCUCCCACGCCCCUCAGCUCGGACCCCCGUUCCCCCUGUCAACACUGGACAUCCUGGCCCAGGGACUGACCUCGGUCCCUCCUCCAGCCACCGCCCACACCACCGCUCUCUCAGGUCUCCACCCCAACCAGCUUCAGCAGAACCCCGCAGCUCCCAUCAAGCAGAGGAAGAGUCAAAAGAGAAAAGCCGACACCACCACGCCCACCGCCAACGACCAGCUCAGCGAGUCGUCCCCCGUCUCGUCCGCCGACCCGCGGCCCCGGCGCGAGGUCAGCCGGCCGCCCAAGCAGCCCAAGCGGGAGGCCCUGCAGCCCGACUCCCAGAACCACCUGGGCCUGGUGCUCGGCAUCGGGCUGGCGGGCACGGCGAGCCCCAAGAAGCAGGAGCAGCUGCGCUACUGCGCCGGCCUGGUCCGGGACAUGCUGUCCAAGAAGCACGGCGAGUACGCCUGGCCCUUCUACAAGCCCGUGGACGCGCGGGCCCUCAGCCUCCACGACUACCACGACAUCAUCAAGCACCCCAUGGACCUCUGCACCGUCAAGAACAAGCUGGAGGCCAGGCAGUACCGAGACGCCCAGGAGUUUGCGGCGGACGUCCGCCUGAUGUUCUCCAACUGUUAUAAAUACAACCCGCCGGAUCACGACGUGGUGGCCAUGGCACGCAAGUUACAGGAUGUGUUUGAGAUGCGCUUCGCCAAAAUGCCCGACGAGCCGACGGAGCCCGCGUUGGUGCCGGCCCCCUCGCCGGCCCCCCACCCGGCCCCCCACCCGGUCCACCACCCGGUCCACCACCCGGUCCACCACCCGGUACACCACCCGGCGCUCCACCCGGCGCUCCACCCCGCCCUCCUCCCCGCCCCCACCUCGCGUCAAGUCCUGCCGGCCACGCUGGCACGCCGGACCUCGAGCUCCUCCGACGCGGAGUCCUCGGCGGGCGAUUCGGAGCGCGAGCGGCAGCACCGGCUGGCCGAGCUACAGGAGCAGCUGAAGGCGGUCCACGAGCAGCUGGCUGCCCUCGCCCAGCCCCAGGUGAGCAAGCCCAGCAAGAAGAAGGAGAGGGAGAGGAAGGAGAAGGAGAAGGAGAAAGAGAAGGAGAAGGAGAAGGAAAAAGAGAAGGAGAAGAAGAAGGAGAAGCACAAGAAGAAGUCUGCACUGGAGGAAAUGGUGGAAGUCCCGCCGGCCGCCAUCCUCCAACCUCCCAAGAAGAGCAAGGUCUGCAAGGAGCCUGCCGUGGUGGGCAAGAAAGACCGGAAGAAGCCUGGUAAGAAAGAUGAGGUUAAGAACAGUCGUCUCGGGGUGCCCCCCCUGGCCGGCCCGACGCCUCUCGUCCCCUCUGCGUCUCUCGAGGCAGAAGACGACAUCGGUGUGUUCGGAGGCGGCUCGGGUGAGCGCUGCAAGCCCAUGUCGUACGAGGAGAAGCGCCAGCUGAGCUUGGACAUCAACAAACUCCCCGGGGACAAGCUGGGCCGUGUGGUGCACAUCAUCCAGUCCCGCGAGCCCUCGCUGAAGAACUCCAAUCCGGACGAGAUCGAGAUCGACUUUGAAACACUGAAGCCCUCCACGCUGAGGGAGUUGGAAAAAUACGUCUCCUGCAGCCUCAGGAAAAAGAAAAGGACAACAGCUGAGAAGGCCUUGGAGGUCUCGAAGGCGAAGACUGGCUCUUCCUCAUCGGCCAGCAGCGACUCCUCGGAGGACAGUGAAGACUCUGAACAUGGGCUGGUUCCCAAGCAGCAGCAGAAGCAGAAGAAGGCGGUGUUCACCAAGGAUACCAAAAGGCCUCACCACCCUUCCUUUAACAGCGUGGGUGGGCCCCCAGUGCCCCCCCAUCAGCCCCAGGCGGUCCAGUCCAAACCCCUGUUCUCCGCCCCUCCGGCCCUGCCCCUGCCCGUCCCCGCCCCCUCUUUGGACUCGUCGCAGCUGUUGGGGUCCGGGUUCGAUCCCCUGGCCCACUUUCUGAACCCUCACCUGGCCCAGUCCAAGCCGGAGCCCACCCCCACGGUUUCCACGGCAGGCGGCCCCGCACCCCCCGGGCCCCUCAACGCACAGGCUCACGCUGCCCCGCCCCCGGCAGAGACACACCCCUUCCUCAACCAACACACCAUCCUACCUUCACCAGCGCUCCACAACGCUCUUCCACAGCAGCCGUCGCGGCCUAGCCACCGCGCCGCGCCCCUCCCCCCCAAGAGCGCCCAGCAGCCCCCCGCCCCCGCCCCUAUCAUGCCCGCCAGCGCCGCCGCUCCCCUGCCCUCCUCCUCCUCCUCCUCCUCCGCACCCCCUCAUCCCUCGCUGCCCCUCGCCCUCCCCGAGCGGGCGCCCCCGCCGCCGCCGCCACCGCCGCACCUCCCCUCCCCCACCACGCACACCAUUCUGGGCACGCUGUCGGCGCAGCCCCCGCAGGCGCUGCUGGAGGACGACGAGGAGCCCGCGCCCGCCGGCCCCGCCAGCCCGCCCCCCUCGCUGCCCCUCAGCCAGAUGCACGUGUACCUGCAGUCGCUGCAGCCGCGGGCCCCCGCCCCGGGCCCCGCCCAGCCCCUCCACGGCCACGCCCACACGCCCGCGCAGGCCCCCCCGCACGCCACGCAGCCCGCCCACGCGCAGGCCGUCACGGCGGCGGCCCAGCGGAACGGCGCCGGCCACGGCCUCCUGCCGCAGUCGCUCAUGACCGCGGCCGGGCCCAAGGCCGCGGCGCUGCAGCAGAAACUGCAGCAGAUGCAGCAGCACCAGCGGCCGCAGUCGCCCUGCAUUAAGACGGAGCCUUACGCAGGGUCCCUGAGGGAGAGUCCGCCGUCUCUGAGGCUCCAUUCUCCCCAGAUGACUCCCCAGUUCCAUCCGGUGGGACAGCACUCGCCUGCGCAGACCAAGAAACACGAGCAGAGGUCCAAUCUGGUGGGGGGGGUGAAGGAGGAGAAGCUGUCCCAUUCUCCCGUCCUGCCGCCGUCGCCCUUCAGCCCCGCCCUGCGUCCGGACGCACACAAGAGCCUGGACGGCAGACCUCCUCACAACGUGAAGUCAUUGGACGGUUCCCGCCCAGGGUCCCGCCUCCCGCACUCCCCGAACCCGCCCACCUCGCAGCAUGAGGUCAAAGUCAAGCUGGAAUCUAAAACACAGAGCGCUCCCAAGAAGGCACAGGACACCAAGCUGAAGAACAUGGGCUCGUGGGCCAGCCUGAUCCAGCGGCCCCAGUCCACCACCUCCACCUCCUCCUUCCGCUCCUCCAGCGACAGCUUCGAGCAGUUCCGCCGUGUGGCGCUGGAGAAGGAGGAGCGGGAGAGGCAGCUGAAGGCGCAGGCUGAGCAGGCGCGCAGGGAGCAGGAGAAGCUGCGCAGCGGUAGCCGCGACGAUGAGGACACCGCGGAGCCGGCCCGCCGCUCGAAGGACGACACGCACCGCCGGCAGGAGCAACAGCCGUCACCGCUCGCCCCCACGCCGCCCGCCUCCACCCCUCCCACCCGCUCUCCGCAGCCCGCCCCCAGCCAGCCCCCGGCCACGCCCCCGGCCCCGCCCUCGGCUGCCGCGCAGACCGCCCUCGACCAGCAGAGGGAGAUGGCGCGGCGCCGGGAGCAGGAGCGGCGCAGGCGCGAAGCGAUGGCUGACACCAUUGACAUCAACUUCCAGAGCGAACUCAUGGCCAUUUUUGAAGAGAACCUGUUCUGAGGGCGAAGGCGCGCCGGACACUGGUGGCUUUUUUUUCUCAGUUCCUGGCGGAAAACAUGCAAAUAGACUUACUUCUACUACAUAUGCUCUAUCGCUGCUCACCUGUACACACGCACACGCACACACACACACACACACACACACACACACACACACACACCCGAUGGAGGCGGCCCCUUUCUCUCUCAGUAGGGGGGAUGACUAGCCAUGCGUCCUAUAUACGGGGGGCCGUGAAGCUAUAAAGCCCACCACCCUGAGGGCUGCCAGAUGCGUUUGUCUGGCUUGUGUACCCGGUUUAUUUUCGGGUUGUGCGCUUCCAGAUACGUCGACGAUAAGGACAGACGUGCACGGGAACCCUCCCGCCCCCUCGCGAUCUAAGUGAUGAAAUGAAGGGGGGGGGGGGGGCUGACCAAACAGAUGAACAAGACUUAAAUUGGGCAGAUUGCUAUGUUCUGUCUCUUUCCUUUUCUAAUCUUUGUCCCUUUUAUUUUUUUCCCCUUUCUAAUUUUUAUUUUACCCAGCUUAGGGUUUUAUGGUGUGGGGUCAGGGACGGUCUGGUUAAAGGGUUCCACCUGGAGAGGGUCCGGUUAAAGGGGUCCACCAGGGAGAGUCCACCAGGGAGGGUCCGGUUAAAGGGGUCCACCUUGGAGAGUCCACCAGGGAGGGUCUGGUUAAAGGGGUCCACCUGGGAGAGUCCACCUGGGAGGGUCACAUUAAAGGGGUCCACCUGGGAGAGUCCACCUGGGAGGGUCACAUUAAAGGGGUCCGCCUCGGAGGUCUCAGUAAGUGUCCUCUCAUAACAUCAUGAGAACCGACCCCAUCCCCCCCCAUGAACAUCACCUUGGCAAAGAGGCUUUCUUCCUCUCCCUCCCUCUUCCUCUGCCUCUGAAAGCCCCUCCCAUCAGUGGCGAAGGUUAUCAGAGGAUGGCCAGGGGAAGAGAGAACGGGGUGGGUUUAAAAAGGUGUGAGAAUGUGUCCUUUGCCUUAGAGCUUCGGCCUGUAAACUAAAAAGAAUUUCCCCCAGACAACUAUACAUUAUAAAUAUAUAUAUAAAUAGAUACAUGAAUAUAUAUUAUAUACGACAAAAAAAGAUCAGUUCAAAAAAAAAAAUAGAAAAAAAGAAAAGGAGGAACACCAGAAGAAUUAGAUUUGUUGUGAGCUAAGCUUUUCUGUGCUCAUCUCAGAGCUUUGGUUUUGGUUUUUUUCUAGAAUUUACUGUAAAGAUCAUUUGUAUGGUUCUACCGAAAGGAUUGUUUUUAUCUUACACUCGUUCUCUUGUAUGCUUUCCGUCUUUUUCUCAACUUUAUGCCAAAACCAAUCUAUUGAGUGCUGAAAAAGUGUAUUCAAAAUGUGUGUUACACAUAAAAUUCAUCCUCUUUUAACUUUAUAUUAAAGACAAUUUAAGGUUUUUGUUCUAUUUAAUUUGACCUCAUCCCUGUUUAAAAUCAUAUGCCUUUUUAAUGGGGGCGCCAUUGUUCAGUCAAGACAACAAACUACUGCACUUAGCUGUCUACUUAACUUCUGUUCUUUUCUUCUUAGAAUAUUUUAGCUUCACCGUAUUUAAGUUGCAUUUUUUUAAUAAGAUUGUAUGUUUCUGAGUCACAUCUUCAUCACCACUACCACCACAGCAACCAUGGUCGUAAGAGACUUCUUGAACUGUUUUCAUCCCUCAUUCAUGUUCGUUUUUUUAUUUUGUGUGUGUGCGCGUGUGUGUGCGUGUUUUAUGUCCAUGCUAUCAGUCAAGGAUUUCUGUGUGCCAUGUGUUUUUGGAAGGGAGGGGAUUUUAUCCCAUGUUAUUUUGGUUGGCCCAGACAUCCAUCAGUUUAUUUGGUUCUUUUGUUCUCAUUCUUUCAUUCAUUUAUUUUCCCUUUUCCCAUAUUUGAUCGUUUUGAGUCGCCCCUCCUUUGUAAAUGCUUUUUGAUUUUUGUUUCUUCUUUGAACAACAUGUGGUAUGUUAGUGUGGGAGGUAUUGAGGUCAAUAGAUUUAUUCUGUUUUGAUUAUGGAGUAAAACAUCUUUUUUUAAGAAAAGUAUUAAAAUAAUAUUUAAAAAUUACUUGUAUUUCCCUUUGUUGUUGUGGCUUUGGUAGAUUAAAUUCACACUAUCAAAGUUACUUUCAAAAUGAUUCAUAAAUGUUAACAUGAAGGCAUACAAACCCUAUUUAUUCAUAGUCAAAGAUUUGUGACUGAAUUGAAUUCUAAUAUAAAUAUACACCAUCGCAAUUACAAAGAAAGUUAAAAGACUGACAUACCAUUGCCUAUGUUUUAUGUUUACAUAAUUAUACAUCCUAUCUUACACAUGUGAUCUGGCUUGUAAAAAUACUGAUUCAUUAUGAUGAAAGUUUUACUUUAAGCCAGGAGAGGGAGCCAAUGAGCUGAUAAAUGUAUUAUCACGAAAUUGGCAAACGGGACCUCAAUAUAGGUACCGUGAUUCCUUUGCUGCUAUAUUUAAUCAGAGUAUCCCACACUUUUUGAAUAAUAUAAUAUUUUAAACGAUAGUUGGGUGGAACAGAGUAUACUGACAUCUGCUUCUUUAGAAGGGUUCAAACCUUUCCCACAGCUAUUUGGCGGACCACAACACAAACAUCACUGUAUUUGACUGUCAAAUAAGAUGAAUUGCCAUUGUGGUUUUGCAUGUCGCAUUAGCUUUAUAAUUGAGUGAAGUCAAGAAAAGGCCCUCAAACAUGAUGCAGGAGGCAGCAGUUCUCCAUAACGGCUGUUGUGGAGAAUGGAUCCUAACGAAAGUAUAACUUAAUUCUAUAACUCUUUACUUUAUUGCCAGUUUAAUAUGCUUUUUACAAAGUCACCUUGCAUCCAAAGUUAACUCCCUUCCUUUCUCAGAUCGAAAGGUGUUAUGUUUGUUUGCAUUUGCAUCACCACUGAUAACCUAUUGUGGUUUUACCUUUUGCCUCCUUAUAACAAACAUAAACCAGUGAGAACCCCUUUUUGGUCUGUGUUCCUUUGUAUCCUAGUGCCCAUUGUGACUAUGACACUCUGAACAUUCAUUGCCUCUUGGAAGACGCGUGGUUCUUGCUGCCUGUGUGUCUUUCCAUGAUCGCGCUCCAUUGAAUCAAACACUUGGCUGUAAACAAGUGUGCCAAAGGAAAUCAUUUUUCAUCAGAGCCAAUGAAAGACCAACCAGGGGCCGGACAAAGGGAAGUUUGGGUUUCCCUUGGCUUUGAAGGCCUCCUGGGCACUUGCUCAUUCUUCUUUGGAUGGCCUUUGUCUAAAGCUGGUAGUGGGAUACUACUUUUAUUCAGUGCUGUCGUGUCAGUUACAGUACAAUAUUGCAGGGACGUACUGCUCUGUGAUCAAACCAUCAGCGGAGCAGUGUCUCCUGGCUUCACUUAAACAGCCAUUAUAUCAUCUGGCAAAAUGAACUCCUUGUUACAAUUCUACCGAAGAGCAUUUAGCAUGUGCGUGACCUUCCAUGAACGCUAACCAAACUUCCAAAGGAAGGAAGUUUGACUGAGGGAAAGAGAAACAGCAAAGAUAGUUUGACCACUGACCAUUGAUGAUCUUAAAGUUUGUUAAGCGGAAGAGAAAGAAAAAAGUAUGUGGGCUAUGACUGAAGACCGCAACAAGAGCACCAUCCUCAACAUAAUGAAAACUAAUGUUCCUGUAAUAAAAAUAAAAUGUCCAAAACUGGAACAUCUUGCUGUUUG